CCAAAUUGUCAAAUCUCAAAUCUCACGGUCUGUAUCACAUUUGUUUUUUAAAUCAGUUCCUCUGAUCAGUUCUUUCCAAUUUUGGGUAUACUAGUUAAGUUUCUAAAAAUUACGUUUUCUAAAAAUGUCAGGGGUUGAUUUAGAACUAAAAAAGGCCUUUACUGAGCUGCAAGAGAAAAAAGUUGUAACAGAACAAAAACUUCAAAUAUCGAGAAUCCAAAUAGAGGCGUUAAAACGAGCAAAACAACAUUCAGUUAUAACUGAGAGAGAAAUAGCUGGGCUAGAACCCGUAACAAAAACUUUUGAAUCAGUUGGCAGAAUGUUUAUUUUAACUCCAAAAGACACAGUCCAGGAAAAUCUGAAAAAGAAACAAAAUCAUGCAGAGGAGAAAAUUAAAACUUUAGAAACCCAGAUGGGCUAUUUAGAAAAUUCAUUAAAAGAAGCAACAAACAGUUUAAGAGAAUUAGUUCAACAGAAGAAAGAAUCUUAAUUUAGUAUUAGAUAUAAAAUAUCAUCUCAUUAAUUUUUGUAACACAUUUUAUACAAAAAUAUCAACAUAAUUAAAACUAAAUUAUUA
This is a messenger RNA of Sitophilus oryzae (rice weevil), 577 nucleotides long. RefSeq names its product prefoldin subunit 1. Gene Ontology annotation, cellular component: cytoplasm; prefoldin complex. Gene Ontology annotation, biological process: protein folding. The transcript has 3 exons. The record is from RefSeq and is a predicted model, not a curated record. The coding region runs from base 125 to 490 and encodes 121 amino acids. NCBI's taxonomy places the organism in Eukaryota, Metazoa, Arthropoda, Insecta, Coleoptera, Curculionidae. Gene Ontology annotation, molecular function: protein folding chaperone.